Caenorhabditis angaria is the source of this 1796-nucleotide messenger RNA. The record is from the annotation of a GenBank genome assembly. NCBI's taxonomy places the organism in Eukaryota, Metazoa, Nematoda, Chromadorea, Rhabditida, Rhabditidae.
AUGCGCACCGAAGUAAUCUUAUUCUUCAUUGCCAUUUCUAUCUCAAUUAAAUAUGUCGAAAGUCUAAGAUCUGAUGUCUAUGCAAAGGUAACAUUUUCUUCAUAACUUCACGUUGGAAAUCAUGAUUGAAUCAAUACAGAUCGGAGAUAACAUUGCUCUGGACCUCGGUAAAAACAAACAAUACCGUCGACAAAUCGGAACAGUCAAGCAAGUCUACAGAGUUUGCAACGAGAAAAACACAGCGAAUUGCGGAUAUUGGGAAAAUAUUUCGAGAAAGAAGAAAGUGGCAAAUGCUGCCAACACUUCGUAUAACUCCUAUAUCUUAACAUUGAGCAAUGUGACGAAAAGAGAUGAUGGAAUUUAUUGGGGGAUAGUUGCUACUAAUUAUACAUUUUUGCAUAUUACAUUAGGUUGAACUGUAAAUCAACUUUUUUUUUUGAAAAAUGAAUUUUUCCAACCAAACUCCACACUGAAAAUAAAUAAUGAACAUUCGAUGUUUUGGUUGAUGCAUCAUUAAAAACAUAAUCCCCUCAUAAAAACGAUCCUAUAAAGAUCGAUAGAUCUAUUUUAUUUUGCACAAAUGCGUUUCCACCUAUUCCUUUUCCUAGUUAUCGCAACUUCUAUAACUUUUCUAAAUUGUGAGAUUCUAACCCCAUGGGUCCAAGGAGUCGUUGGUCAGGACAUCGAAAUCAAUCUUGGUAAAAAUGGGCAAUAUCGACGAAAGAUCGGAACCGUCAAACAAGUCUAUAGAGUGUGCACUGGAAAAAACGCGGCAAAAUGUGGGUUCUGGGAGAAUAUCAAGACAAAGAAGAAGGUCGCCAAUGCUGCAAAGACUACUUAUAACUCGACAAACAAUGCUUUAACAAUGAAAAAAGUCACGCUGAAAGAUAGCGGAACUUAUUGGGCGAAUAAUGCGAAUGAGGUGGCUAAUGUGAAUAUUAUGAAGGGUGGAUCUGGAAUGAUGCCAGGUAGAAAGUGAUUGAAUAAAUUGGUUCAUUUUUUGAUUUUAGUGUUUUUCGCAAAGAAAAUUGAAGUUAUUGGAAAUUAGGGCCAAAAUCUAGAAUCAAUUUUAAUUUUCAGCGAUCAAUGUUCUUAUGAAACAGACAAAACUUGUGAUUUUUUUGUAAUCCCUAAUCCGUUUCAGAAUUCUUUGGAAGGAAAAGAAUCUAUUUUAAAAUCACAAAAACCGUGUGGUUACUUUACUAAAUUCAGUGAGGUAGUUUGUUGUAUUUUUCCAAUUCAGCUUGUUCACUUUCUGAUCAAAACAUAGAUUCAAUCACCAGAAAAUAAUGAACACAUUCUGUUUUGUUUUGAUUCAUUCGCACAUCAUUAAAACCUUAUUAUCCUCCCUAUAAAGAUCGAUAGAUUUACUGUAACUCACAUUCAGUCACUCACAUCUCAUGCGUUGUGUUUUUCCUCUAUUCCUAGUUAUCCUAACUUAUUUCACUUAUGUGGAUGGUGCAAUCGGAACACCAAAUGUUUAUGGAAUGGUCGGUGAUAACGUCGAAGUGAAUCUUGGAAAAAACGCGGCGUAUCGAAGAAAAAUCGGCACGGUUAAGCAAGUUUAUAGAGUGUGCACUGGGAAAAAUGCGGCCAAGUGUGGAUUUUGGGAGAAUAUUUCGACAAAAAAGAAAGUCGCUAAUGCUGCCAAAACUACCUACAAUUCAACGAAUAAUGUGUUGACCCUUAAGAAUGCGACACAAAAAGAUGGUGGAACUUAUUGGGCGAAUAAUCCUAAAGAGGUGGCAACAGUGAAUAUUAUGAAGGGUGGAGCAAUGGUGCUACCUGGGUAUUAG